Suillus discolor is the source of this 1186-nucleotide messenger RNA. RefSeq names its product phosphoglycerate mutase. Gene Ontology annotation, molecular function: fructose-2,6-bisphosphate 2-phosphatase activity. The record is from RefSeq and is a predicted model, not a curated record. Gene Ontology annotation, biological process: negative regulation of programmed cell death; positive regulation of DNA repair; fructose 2,6-bisphosphate metabolic process. Lineage: Eukaryota; Fungi; Basidiomycota; Agaricomycetes; Boletales; Suillaceae. Gene Ontology annotation, cellular component: cytosol. The transcript is spliced from 6 exons. Bases 85 to 855 code for a protein of 256 amino acids.
UCACGCGCACGAUCAUGAUGCGGCUCCACCAGCUAGUCCGAACUAUUCGAGGUUCGAUAUUUUUAGAGGACACAAGUCAAAUUCAUGUUGACCGUGACGUUCAUCAGGCAUGGACAGUCAACCGAUAAUGUGAGACACGUGUGGGCAGGGUGGGCUGAUGCCCCGCUAAGCCAGCGCGGAAAAACGCAAGCCGAAGCUCUCGGUGCAUACUUUUCCAAGACCCUGUUUACCAAAAUCUAUGCCUCUCCCCUCAAGCGCGCUGCCACCACUGCAGCACUUGUUCUUACUGCCCAACCUGCCCCACAGCCGCCACAUGACUUCACAAUCGAGUCCAUAAAGGAGCAAAAUUUUGGCAUUGCAGAGGGGAAACCGUGGUGUUCUCCGGACAACAGGUCUUCCAAGUCGCUCUCAGAGUACAUGAGCGAGGGCAAGUACCCCACCCCGCUUCCGGGUGAACGCUUCACGGACGGUGAGUCCGAUGAAGAUUUAGCAGCACGUGCGAUGCAAGCCGUGGAUGAAGUGAUCAUGCCACACGUACAUAGUGCAAUGCGGGCUAGGCGUGCAGAGCAUAUUGCACUCGUAAGCCAUGGGCUCUGCAUUAGAGCGCUCAUUUGCGCGUUGUUAGAAAGGGACUCCAGAAAUAUUACCACUUCGCGUGGGUACACUGGGAUGCAGAACACGGCGUGGGCGAGGGUAAUCAUUGAAAUGCAGGACGUUGCAGAUGGCACACCAUUGGAGAUCACUGAUGAAGACAACCCCCUGAUCGUAACAGUGACGGACUUCGGUCGUGCGGAUCAUCUCAUCAAGCUUGUACGUCCACCUGACUUCCACCAUAUAUGCGGUUGCUACUACUGAUUCUCAGAAGCCGAACGCCGGCGGGACCGGCAAGAUUGCAUACGACCCAAAGCAACGGGACAUCAGAGCGUUCUUCAAUAGUGCGGCGAAGACCGUUGCCACCAAGAACUGUGAGGGCGAUGCACGAGAUGGAAUCAAUAGGGAAGCAAAGAAGUGACCUAUUCACACCUUCGCAACGAUGUCACUAGCAGCCCGCAAUUUCUUACCUCCGUGCAAUCAGCAAUAUUUAGACUCACUAGAAACACAGAGGCUAUGGACAAAUACACCGUUCAGAUUGGCGCCAACAGAUGGACCUUGAGCUUCAUCUGCGAGCUUCCAAAGAAAUCAACUG